AUGCAUAACGACAAAUCCGACGAGAUCGCAGCAGCAGGACUCAACACAGUUCGAGUACCCGUGGGUUUCUGGAUCUUGGGAUACGACAACCACGAUCCAGCAAACCUACGCGAGUGGGAAGUCUACACUAAAGGAACGAUCGUGUACUUGGACCAGCUCAUUCAACGCUGGGCCAAGAAACACAACGUAGCGGUGCUGGUAAGCUUGCAUGCUGCCAAAGGCUCGCAAAAUGGCGCUGAUCAUUCAUCACCUACAAGUCCGGGACACACGUUCUGGAGCCAAUACUCUGAAAACGUCGCCAACACCAUCGAGGUGGCAAGGUUUCUUGCCAAACGAUACCUUAACGAAGAGGCGUUCCUCGGGAUCGGUCUCUUAAACGAGCCCAACGGCAGCACGGACGAAAAGGUGCUAUACCAGUUCUACAAGGAUGCGUAUCGUGCCGUGCGCGCGAUCGGAAGUGAUUGCGUGCUGAGUAUUAUGCCCAUGCUACAGAAACAGAACCCUGACGAGAUGGUCGACUUCAUGACAAUGCCAGAGUUUUUGAACAUCUGGGUCGAAUGGCACCCCUACUUUGUGUGGGGGUGGAACGCAACAAAGAAGAACAACCGGUUGUUCAUUGGCGAGUGGAGCUUGGCCACGCCUUCCAACAUGCGCUGCAACAACCCCGACUUCUUCUACAAGUUCGCGUCUGAGCAGUUGAAGGUACACGACCAAGCGGAAGCAGGUUGGACAUUCUGGUCGUGGAAGGUAACAGGGGACGGUAAUAGCGACGUUGGGGCCUGGUCCUUGCAAGAACUCCUCAAGGACGACCAAAUUGCCAAAAUGUUCCGCAACAGUUCGUAA
Peronospora belbahrii is the source of this 843-nucleotide messenger RNA. NCBI's taxonomy places the organism in Eukaryota, Oomycota, Peronosporomycetes, Peronosporales, Peronosporaceae. The record is from the annotation of a GenBank genome assembly.